AUGAGACCUCAUUCCUGCCUGUCUGUCCUCUUCCUCUUUGUAAUGAUAAUGCCGAAAGGAGAGGCUGGUUUUCUCCCAGGGGAAAAGCAGUGCAUUUUUCUGAAAGGGGUAUGCAAAGACAUAGCAUGUACAUCCACGGAUGACACCAUCGGCGAAUGUAACGAUGAGAAGAAGUGCUGUAGGAGAUGGUGGGUGCUUGAGCCCUACCCAACACCCAUUCCCAAAGCGAAGUCUCCUUAG
Peromyscus californicus insignis is the source of this 240-nucleotide messenger RNA. RefSeq names its product defensin beta 130B (gene Defb130b). Gene Ontology annotation, molecular function: CCR6 chemokine receptor binding; chemoattractant activity. Lineage: Eukaryota; Metazoa; Chordata; Mammalia; Rodentia; Cricetidae. Gene Ontology annotation, biological process: cell chemotaxis; defense response to bacterium. The record is from RefSeq and is a predicted model, not a curated record. The transcript is spliced from 2 exons. Bases 1 to 240 code for a protein of 79 amino acids.